Messenger RNA from Linum tenue, 1227 nucleotides. NCBI's taxonomy places the organism in Eukaryota, Viridiplantae, Streptophyta, Magnoliopsida, Malpighiales, Linaceae. The record is from the annotation of a GenBank genome assembly.
AUGGAGCCUCAUCCCCCUCAACCGCAGCAGCUCAGCUUCUCAACUCCCUCCUCUCGCAUAUGCAUCAUCAGCAUUCUCUUAGACCUCCCCGCCAAAUCCCUCCUCCGCUUCAAGUGCGUCUCCAAGGCAUGGCACCGCCUAAUUUCCCACCCCAAAUUCCAAGAGACGCACUACGCCCGCAGGGCUUCCGUUCCCCGCUUCUUCUUCCGGUUCUCCGACUUCGAUUACGACCAAUUCUCCGGCACAGUCCGCCAACGCUUCGCAAUCUUGAACUCCGCCGGCGUUCCCCUCGACGUCCUCCGCGUAAACGCAUUCGGCGGGCCGAUCAAGCUCGUCCUCCUGAGUUCCCGCGGGUUGCUCUGUUUCGCCACCGAAACCUGCGUCUACCUCUGCAAUCCGGCCACCCGUUCCCUCAUCCAGCUCCCGCCGCCCCACGGCGUCGACCGUCAAGGAAAUCCGUUAACCAUUUCCGGGUUCGGGUUCGGGUACAUGGAAUCGGCCGGGGAGUACAAAGUGGCGAGAGUGGUGCACAGGCCUUGGCUAGGAGACCACUCGCCCUGCAAGUUGGAGUGCUCUGUUUUCACCUACUCUGUUUCCGCCCAACCGCCGGCGGCGGCGGCGGCGGCGACCAACGACUGGAAACUGCUGGCUGACACCUGCCCUUACUUCGUGACCCAGGUCGGCUUGCCGGUUUUCGCCCGUGGGACCGAAUCCAUCUACUGGAAGAUUGUGCAGAACCAGCAUUGCCUCUGCCACAGCACAGCUCAGGCUAGGCCGGACGUUUUCUUGGCUUGCUUGGACGUCAAGAAAGAGAGGUUUGGAGUUGUACGCUGGCCUCAAGGCUUGAGGAGGCCGAGUCCGAGCGUCGGUGACUGGAGGGAGGCCGGGAGCGUUGGGAAGCUGAGCAUGAUUGAGACUCCGGAAGACCUCCCGCUCCGCCUGGUGGUGUGGCUGCUGACUGAUCAGGAGAACAGCCAUUGGGUCAGACAAGCCGUCGUCUCGCUGCCUCUUUUCGACGACGGAACCAUCCUGGGAGAGAUCAAAGAAUACAGGAGGAGUGAUCUGAUCAUCUACAGCUCGCCGGACAACGUGAUCAUCUUCAUCAACCCUGAGAACGGGACGUUUAGGAAGGUGCGCAUUCCUGCGAAUUUGCACAGCUUGGAUUUCUGUACCUAUACUGAGAAUCUCUUGACCUUGCAGCUCCCACCAAAUCAAGGUGGUAACUAG